Molecule: messenger RNA, 2237 nt
Organism: Anolis sagrei ordinatus
Lineage: Eukaryota; Metazoa; Chordata; Lepidosauria; Squamata; Anolidae
Gene: FGF21
Product: fibroblast growth factor 21
Biological process (GO): cell differentiation; regulation of cell migration; positive regulation of cell population proliferation
Cellular component (GO): cytoplasm
Molecular function (GO): growth factor activity; fibroblast growth factor receptor binding
Source: RefSeq, a predicted model, not a curated record
GAUAGCUCUAAGGGAACAGAAGGAAAUUCUCCCUUUUUAUUACAUUUUAACUGAUUGGAUUUUGGGUCCUUAAAAAACUUUUCAGAUAUAUAUAAAACCUAUCCUCAACCCCAAUAGAAACUUCUUUCAACCAUUCUUGGUGGACUGAAAUUUCUUUUUGGGACUCAACAAGAUUUCAAGUGAUAAGUGAGUCUCAAUACGUUGAAUCGGCUGGGAUCCAGAACUCUCCCAUUCUUUUCUGGAGAAAAGAGUAGUGUCUAAGGAGCUACAAGGCUGAGAACUAGAACCUUACGUUCACCUCUUGGCAUUUUUCAGGCACCUGGCAUUUCUUUUGCCAUUUGGCCUUACUUGUUUCUUGGGCCAGACCACCUUCAAGCAAUGGUGGUCAUUUCUGUCCAUCUUGGGUGCAAAGACUACCUUCUCUUUCUCGUCAGCCUAGUUUUCUGGGCUGCCUUGCUCCGCACAGCUCCUGCUCUGCCCUUGCGGAAUUCCAACCCCAUCUACCAAUUUGAUGGGCAAGUCCGGCUUCGGCACCUCUACACAGCGGAUGAGCAGACACACCUCCACUUGGAGAUCUUGUCAGACGGCACAGUGGGUGGAUCCAGGUUUCAGAACCCCUUCAGUUUGAUGGAGCUCAAAGCUGUGAAGCCAGGAGUCAUUCGCAUGCAGGCCAAGAAGACCUCUAGAUUUCUCUGUAUGAAGCCCAAUGGACGACUGUAUGGCUCGUUGUUCUACGCUGAGGAGUCAUGCAACUUCCAUGAGAAGAUUCUCAGUGAUGGCUACAACCUGUACUAUUCUGAAAACUACAACAUACCUGUCAGUCUCAGCUCAACGGGGAGCCUGGGUCAGAGCCAUCAGUUGCCUCCCUUCUCUCAGUUCCUGCCGUUAGUCAACAAAAUUCCUCUUGAGCCUGUGUUUGAAGACUUUGACUUCUAUGGACAGCAAUUGGAUGUUGAAUCAGCUGAUCCUUUGAGCAUUUUAGGACAAAACCCUAGUUUCAUGAGUCCGAGCUAUGUCUUUGGAUAAAUGGGAAUUCUUGAUUGGUUGGGAAGGAAUUUGAGGUCAAACUUUUAAGUAGAGCUUUUGCCAAACCUGGAGUUCUGGGUUUUCUUGCCAUGAACAAAAUGAAGCAUUCACAUGUGAUGCAAUAAGAGGGGAAGAAAGAUGAGAUUUCAUUUCAACACAGAUGCUGAAAUGAUUAAAAUCUUUAUAUUGAAUUGUUGACUCCAGCAUCCCAAAACUGCCUAGUGUUGGGAUGAAUCAAUGUAUUUAUGUGUUUCUAGGUCACAUACAGACUGCCAACCAGAAGUGCGGACAAAAAUAUUGGGGGUUUUGAACCAUUUUUACUAGUUUUGUUUUUCUUACACUGUAAUUGUUCACCUUUCCAACUUGAGUUCUUCCUGAGUUAUUUAAAUAACUUAUUUAUUAUAUGCCAGAUUUAUUUAUUGAGAAAUUGCAGGACAGUCCUAAUAAGGAUUUUUGUGCUGACAAAUAAUUUAUGUAUUAUUAUUUAUACAGUAGUGUGUAUAUAUGUAUAUAUUUUAUAUUUUUCCAUAUUUAUUUCCCUUCCCGGAAAGGGAAUGGCUAAUAGUCUAUUCUGUUAUAAAGCUCCUGUGCCUUAGAUUUUCUUUACUGGUAGUUUCCUCCUUUCUUUUCAAUGAAUACUUGGGAAGGAGGAAAGCAGAGGCAAUGCAGAAGUGGGAUUUUGUAGUGCUGGAGACCACUGCAAAUAAUAGGAUUUUGAGCCUUGUUUUUCCCCACUUUGUCUAUAGCUGUUCAUAUCUGCAAAGACCAAGUUUUUGUAUCAUUCUUGUCAUGCCACCAAAAAAAAAAAAGACAUAAAAAGCAACUGAUAAGCAUAUAAAACAGACUGAUUUCAACUGAGUUUCCAGUUCAAGUUACUUUAAAGCAAAAAUAAAGAACUUGUUGAUUUCCAGUUGUCACUGGACUAGAAUUCCCAUCAAUCUCUGACUGCUACCUAUGCUCGCUAUGACUGCUGGGAGUUUUAGUCCAACAAGAUCUGAAGGGCAUCAGAAGGUCUCACUCCAAAUCACCCCAUCUCUGCCAACUGUAAUUCAUGCAGAAAAGAGUUUAAGUUCAUGUUGUUUGUGUAUAUUUAUUUAUUUAUAUGCUCUAUUGAUUUUUCAUGGAACUACAGUACUGUAUUUUUUUCAGAAUCCAUGUUUUAUGGCAAAAAGUGGUAUGUUAGUAUGAUUUCUAAGUAGUGUGACAACACU